AUCCUCUGGCUUGAUGGGUGAAGAUAUGGUCUUGGUGACUACCAUCGGCAGGCCCCUUGAUGCUUGUUUUCAUCUUUGGAGUACCCUUCAAGUAUCCUUUCACUACACCACAACAUCGAUCACUCCGUAGCAACCGACGAUGGGAAGUCUCUACAGCAACGCCCAAGCUGCGCACCGCAAGCUUAAAAUCGUCAACACCAACCGCCCGCCUUCCGUUCUCUCAACACCACAACACGCUGCACACCUACAACCCACACACAUCCAAGCAGCACACACCUCACAAUGAGGUUCAACGAACUUUUCGUCGGCGCGCUCAGCGCCUCCCUCGUAGACCAACCCGAAGUCACGACCACCGUCACGCGGUACCUAGCGGCGACUACCACGGUGACGGUCGGUUUUGCGCCUACGACGCCUACUCCCGCCGCCCACUUGUCCCCGGUCGUCUCCUGCGCGCCUGCCGCCAGGCCUCCGCCCGGCGUCUUCAACUCUACGGCUUCCGUCCCGCAGUCGACCUCCGGCACUUCCCUCCUCUCCGCCAUCGGACAGUGGGCCUCUGAGCCCCUGGCCAUCACGCCGUGGCAGAUUUUCCUCACGCUUUCCAUCCUCGCCUCGCUGUCCUCCUUCGCGGUCUUCGUCUCCCGCAUCGCAAACCGCUUCUACCUCCUCGACCUCACGAACUUCCUGCUGCGCGCCGCGCACAUGAACUGCAUGCUCGUCUGGACGCUGAUUAUCUUCGCCCUGCACUAUCUCGCCUACCAAGCCAUGCCCAUCGACCCCAUGAACGCGCUGGUCACGCGCCUUGCGCUGUACGAGGCGGAGAACCCGACGCUGUUGGUGAUGGCGUGUAGGUGGGCCACCAAGUGGUGGCGUAGGCACUUUUAUCAGGGGUAUGGGGUCCUGUGGGCGGUCUGGCUGGAGGUCGGACCGGGGAUUGAAGAAACGGGGCGAGUGCUGCUUCGGCGCGCGGGACAGAUGUCAAAUGCGCUUCCGAAUCUGACGGAGCGCGCGCUGGAUGGGAUUUCCGCCGCGAUUAGGUUCGUUUUCUGGUGCCUGGGCGCGACUUACGCCGCCAUAUCGACCCUGCUGAGCUGGGUUUGGGCCGGCCUGAUCCUCCCAACGUCACGCUUCCUCAAAUCCACAGCCCUCUUCACAGCGCAAAAACUCUACCCAGCACGCUACCUACGCCACCGCGCCCUGCGCAACAUCCAGGCAACCACCCAAGGCGAAACGUACGCCCUACAUCACCGCGCCGCCAACCUCUCCCUCCACGAAAUCGUCUCCCUCUACGACACCAUCUCCUCCCUACAAUCCCAACUCGCCACUCUCGAAGCCAGCACCUGCGUCACACUAGCCCAGACAUGCCUCCGCUACCGCAGCAGCCUGCUCGCGCUGAUCAGCGACGUCAACUGGUACCGCCGCAGCUGGGACGCCGUAGCAAACUACCUGCACAACACACGCCACAACAUCAACCCCUCCAGCGUCUGCGCCGAAACGCCCUACCGCUCCUCGCGCAUCGUGUUCCUGCCCACCGCCAACGCCCAGGGCUUCCACUUCGACAUCGACCCCGCGACCACCUCGCGCCUCAGCUUCCACGACGUGUACACCGUGCGCGGCGGCAACGGGCGCAAGUUCCGGACCUAUGCGUUCAACUCCGGCGUCGUGAAUGCGGGGCUGGUGCCGCGCGCGCUGGACCUGUUCCAGAGCGAGCCGUGGGGCUUCGACGUGCAGUUCCCCGGGAUUCGCAUGCCGCGCGCUCCGCGCGCGGAUGAUUUGUUUGAUAUGAAGCGGCGUGUUCCGAUGCCUGUUGCGGAGCAGCAGCGCAGGUUUGGCGAGAUGAUGGAGGAUGUUGCUGCGAAGGGCCGCGUGCGGGAGUGGGAGGCGCUGCGGCGGGUCCAGGGUGCUAGGCCGACGCGAGCUGUGGUUGAGAAGAGGGGACCGUUUGGAUGGUGAAGAGAAGGGGAUGGGCGCAAGGUGGAGGAUAUGCGCCGAGAGGAUGUCUUUGGAGAGCUCGUGUACGUUGCCGUACGUCCUCGUUUGGGGGCACCGCCGGCGACUCGUCUGGCGGUCUUUUCUUUCCGGAUUUAUGUUUUCUGUCUUUUCUACGUUCUCGAACGGGAACGGAAGCGAUGUUUGGCCAGGAUGGUUGGAGGUGUGCGUGCUUUGUCUUUCCUUUCUUGCGUUGCUCCUCAUCUGCGUAUCUGCGCUGCUUUUCAUGCAUCCCCUACUAAUUGCCAGCGUCGUCUGGUCCAAAAGCUAUUGACUCGGUCCUGGUUCCAGCCAUGGAUGACAGGAGUACUAGGGGAGUGAGUAAUAAUUAGCGUAUCGAACUGUCGAAACAGCUCGCAAGUUCAGGACUUGUCCAGAUACUCUAGCAAGUUGUAGCGUAGAAGUCUAGAAGCUGCGAGGUUUUUAAUCCCAACUCGUUACAUAGAGGGUG
Molecule: messenger RNA, 2437 nt
Organism: Trematosphaeria pertusa
Lineage: Eukaryota; Fungi; Ascomycota; Dothideomycetes; Pleosporales; Trematosphaeriaceae
Exons: 1
Coding region: 283-1950 (555 amino acids)
Source: RefSeq, a predicted model, not a curated record